Aegilops tauschii subsp. strangulata is the source of this 1701-nucleotide messenger RNA. Its product is annotated as protein FAR1-RELATED SEQUENCE 5-like. Gene Ontology annotation, biological process: regulation of DNA-templated transcription. The record is from RefSeq and is a predicted model, not a curated record. Lineage: Eukaryota; Viridiplantae; Streptophyta; Magnoliopsida; Poales; Poaceae.
AUGGGAAGACCAGGCCAAAGAGACAGAAAUUUUGGCCGCUCUAGCAGGUUCCAAAGUACAAGAUAUGAGCGAUAUAGACAGGAGCAACCUCACAACGAAUCUGAGGGGAGAUGGCCGUACAAUGAGAGACGGAGAUCUUCGUCAACAUUGCUCCCUCCAAGAGAUGCAUUGCUGCAUGUGCCAAGGGUGACACCACCCGCGCCCAUACACCAGGGUGAAGAGCAAACACCGGAGGCAGCACAGAGCUAUACACAUCCACCUAACAUUGAAGCUUACGUUCUGCCAAGACUAGAGAUGCGCUAUGAAACUUUUGAAGAAGCAAAGAACUUCUACAACGUCUAUGCGAAGCACGCGGGUUUUGCUGUCAGGGAAGGCCCAAAGUUUAAGACCAGAGCCUACCUUUAUUGCACGUGCUAUGGAGUCUAUGAAUCAAAGGUGUCUGAAGCAAAUAGACAGCGGAACAAAAUGACAGCCAUGACUAACUACGGGGCUAAAAUGAGGCUGAAGAAGGAAAAGGAUGGAACAUUUGUCGUAAAAGAGAUAGUCUGGGAACACAACCACAGGCUACAGCUCACUCCGGAAAUGCUUGUCUUCUUUCACUCCCACAAAAACUUUGACAAAACAAUCUUGGAGUACGUCAAGUACCUGCAGUUCAAAGGCAUUGAACACGCGCAAAUCAUGAGCAUACUGGGCGGUGAUGACCCUGGUAGCUACUUCCCGGAAAUGAAUGCCAAAGACCUGAUUAACCUGAAAGCAAAGAAUUCAAGGAUGGAUGAUGUGGACGAUGUCCUAAAGACUGUCAACUUCUUUAGGGAGAUGAAAGCUAUAAAUAGGGAAUUCUUCUGUGACAUGCAACUCGAUGAGUCCGACAGAGUUAAGAACAUAUUCUGGGCAAAUGCAAGCUGCCGAGGGGCCUAUCAGGACUUUGGUGACUGCGUAACAUUUGACACCACAUAUAAGACCAACAAGUACCAUAUGCCACUUGGGGUGUUUGUCGGUACUAGCAACCACUUACAGACUACAUUCUUUGGUUUCGCCCUGAUAAGAGAUGAGGAUGCAGAUUCAUUCAGAUGGUUGUUCAAGACAUUUUUAAGGAGCAUGAGAGGGAAGGCUCCUACAUGCAUCCUCACAAACCAGUGCCCGACAAUGGCUUUGGCGAUCCCAGAUGCUUUCGGGAACACAGUACACAAGCUGUGCUGCUGGCACAGUAUGAAGAAGUACAUGGAACACCUCGCAUACCUGUACUACCUGCACGAAGACUUUAAGGAUGAAUUCACAUCAAUCCUCAACUGGCCCCUCAUGCCAACUGAGUUUGAGGAUGCCUGGAAAGGACUCAUGGAUAGGUAUAACCUCCAUGAUGAUGCCAUGAUGGUGGCCAUGUGGAACGAGCGUGAGAAUGGAUAUCAGCCUACUUCAAAGAAAUUUUCUAAGGAACAAAACACACUGACCUUCUAUGGGUUUGACACCCAGAUGGCAAAGGUUUACUCACGAGCUGUGUACAGCGAGAUCAGAAAAAGGCUAAAACUGAGCACACUCUUCAUGGCGACAAAGACGGAAGAGCCCACAAAGUACCUCGUGCGUUACAACAACCCACAAAAACUGUCUGCGUGGUCUCAUCAUGCGUUCCAGACAAUUAAGGCUGCCAGCGUUCCAGAGAAAUACAUCCUCAGGAGAUACACCAAACGCCCGAACAUCCAGUGA